This is a messenger RNA of Asterias rubens (European starfish), 2020 nucleotides long. RefSeq lists its product as uncharacterized. Bases 1 to 1521 code for a protein of 506 amino acids. Lineage: Eukaryota; Metazoa; Echinodermata; Asteroidea; Forcipulatida; Asteriidae. The record is from RefSeq and is a predicted model, not a curated record. The transcript is spliced from 3 exons.
AUGAGUUUCCAAAUGGGUGUUUUCCCUGAUGCACUUGAAUUUGCUCAUAUUACGCCGCUGAUCAAAAAACAGUCUGCUGACCCCGACGUCCUUAGCAAUUACAGGCCUAUCGCUAACUUGAAGUUCUUAGCGAAAACCAUCGAACGGGCUGUGGCUGCACAGGUUCGGAGUCACAUGGCCACACAUUCUCUGACUACCAAACUUCAAUCGGCCUAUCGCAAAGGUAGGAGUGUAGAGACGGCACUUCUUCGAGUCUACAACGACUUGCUUCUCGCCGCCGAUAACGGCGAGGAGUCAAUUCUGGUACUCCUCGACUAUUCGGCAGCGUUUGACACUAUCGAUCACAAUGUCAUGCUCAAUCGUCUUGAACAGAAUUAUGGCAUCACGAAUCUUGCAUUGAAGUGGUUCUCAUCAUAUUUCUCUAUGCGUCAUCAAUCUGUCAACAUCAAUCAUGCCUUCUCGCCCUUUUGUCUUGUCAAUACAGGAGUGUCACAUGGUUCCGUCCUGGGUCCCAUGUGUUUCACCUUGUACACAUCACCUCUUGAGGACAUCAUCGCAUCCUACGGCAUUAAAUCUGGACAUUCCUCUCCAGAGGAAGAAGAGGAAGAACCCACCAACAGGAAGAAGAGGAAGAGGGGCAGUUCUGGAGCGAGGCGGAAGACCGUGAAGCUCAAUGAUGCUCAGGAGGAAGAGGCCAAAGAGUACUUGCUGGGGUGCCCGGGCCUCUACAACAAACGGGAUACCAUGUGGGCCCAACCUGACAAGAAAGAUGAGGCCUGGAAGAGGCUGGCCGACCAGCUGGGGGUGCACGUCAAAGACGUCCACGCUUGGUACAAAACGCUGCGCAAGGACCUGGGCAAGCUUCGCAAGAAGUUUCGGAAUUCGGGGCAGGCGGGAUGGAGUUUCCACAGUCUACAGAGGUGGGAUCGGUGGGAGUUCCUGAUGCCGUUUGUUCAUGAAGUGAGCAUCCACUCGACCCUAUCUCUUCAAGCACCACUGGCCGCAGCCCGCACAGCAACAGCCGCCACUGCUGAGAGCAACCUCGAGGAGGAGGAUGCUGAGGAUGAAGAUGGGGACUGCCACAGCCCACCUUCCGCUGAUGCUGGCCGUCCAGCCCCUGCUGCUGCUGCUGCUGGCUGUGCUCCCCCUCCAGCUGGGCCUCCGCCCCCUGGUCCUGCUGCACCUGCUCUUGCUCCCCUGCCCAGAGACCCACUCCGUGCCAUCAUCGAAAGUAGCAGGUACAUCCUACACUACCUGGCAGGCCAGGUAGUCAAGCCCAUGGGUCAAGCCCAUGUUGAGCCCCAGGUGCAGCAGCGCAUAGACUUUGGCAGGUACAUCACCUCCUCCCUCAGGAUAAUGCCAGAUGAAGUUUAUCACCAAGCCUCUGGUGCCAUCAAUGACAUUGUGCAGGCUGCUCUGAGGGACGUGGACCAGAGGCGUGGUCAGCAGCAGCAGCAAGCCCCUCAGCAAGCUCCCCAGCCAACCCCCCAGCAAGCACCCCAGUUCCAGCCACAGCAGUAGCAGCCACAACAGCAGACCGCACCCCAGUUCCAAGGCAGCAGUUCGCUCAACCGGGCCUUCUUCUGGACAGCCUCCUCCACAGGCCCAGGUUGAUGCGUCUGGCCAGAUGUGGCAACCUGACCCCUGGCAGUGGCAGGCCAAUCCUCCAAUAAGAAACAACGACUUUGGGGUCCUUGAAUGUAUAUUUUUUCGCCGUUGACGUUUUAAAGACGGUAACAUAUCAUCGGAGAACUGACAACAGUAACUUGUUCAACCCACAGUUUAUAACUAAACAUUACUCUGAUGCACUGUUUAUCGAUAGAUUUUAUUGCUCGAGGAAUUUCCUAGUCAAAGCAUUUGCUUGUAUAUAGCAUAAAUGAGUUUAGCCAAUUAAUAGCCCUUAAAUGGCCUGUAAACGUUCGGUAAUGAGUCUGAUAAAAAUGGAAAAUUUUCUUGGUAAGAAGUAGAGCAGCUUUUAAUAUAAUAUAGGUUUUCUCUGUCAAUUUCGGCAAAUGAGCAG